GCCCUUUCACAAAGCAGCGUGUUCUUAAUCAUGGAUUGGACUAUGAAGUUCUUACCAAUAAGCUACAGAGAGACACAGUGCGAUUGGUUUGGCAAAAAAGGAAAGCCCUGGCACAUUACUUUUGCCAUUAGCAAAGCAAACAGCGAGGAAAUUGAGACACGAACCUACAUCCAUAUAUUUGAUGAGUGCACUCAGAACUGGUUUGCGGUGGCGUCUAUAAUCGAACACACGUUGACAACACUAAAGGCUUUUAAGCCAAAUCUCAGCCAAGUGUACUUGAGAUCAGACAACGCCGGUUGUUACCACUGCGGUUAUCUUCUGCUUUCGUUCCUUAGCAUCGGUGACCGCACUGGUGUCAAGAUCACGCGCUACGACUUUAGCGAACCACAAGCAGGCAAAGACAUCUGCAACCGUCGGGUCGCUGGCCUCAAAAGUCACAUGCGCCGCUUUCUAAAUGAAGGUAAUGAUAUCAAAACAGCCAGCGACAUGAAAACCGCCUUCGAAUCGUACGGUGGAGUCAAGGGCUGCUAUGCAGCAGUGUGUCAAGUUCAGCCAUCCGCCCAAACAAUGACCAAACAUACCAUGACAGGCGUACAGGCAUUGAAUAAUUUCUCGUACGAGAAUAGAGGCUUGAGAAUGUGGCGUGCUUAUGGUAUUGGACCUGGAAAGUUCUAUAGUGCAGACCAGCUGGCACGGUUUGGAACACCCCAAGGCCCCAUUAGGCUCGUCACAACGGAAACGUUCAGCAACCCAAACAUAGAAGUAGAUAGUUAUCUACAACGUACGCAGAUGUCUGAUCCUGGGUCAUCGCUACAACUACCCAAUCUGUCACAGACAGAAGAAGAAAGCGAGAAAUUAUCUUGUCAGGAAGAAGGAUGCAUCAAGGUUUUUCAGUCGUUCGCUGCCCUCCAAAAGCACCUUAACAGGGGAGGAAACUG
Pocillopora damicornis (cauliflower coral) is the source of this 938-nucleotide messenger RNA. RefSeq lists its product as uncharacterized. Lineage: Eukaryota; Metazoa; Cnidaria; Anthozoa; Scleractinia; Pocilloporidae. The record is from RefSeq and is a predicted model, not a curated record.